GCUAAACCAAUCACUUCCGAUUCUAAAGUGUCCAAAAAACAAAAUGCAAAUAAAAAAAAAAAAAAAAUUGAAAUUAACAAUGAUUAUAAGGAUAACUUGGGUUUAUCAAUGACGCAAUAUCCCGUUAUGUCUGCAAACGACAAAGAUAUUGCUUUUUUUUCAAAUUUAUCAUUUAGUAAUUUUAAUUGUGAUUAUGAUGAAAAUUUUCUCGAUUUUCAUCAAAAAUUGGAUGAAAAUUUAUAUGAAAUUAAUGUUCAAAAACAGAUUGAGUCAGUUCCAGUCUCUAACCAAUUUAACACAAUCAAUACAAUAAAUUCUCUAAGUUCAUUAAAUUCUCUAAGUCCAUUCAAUUCUAUAAAUUCAAUCAAUACAUUGAAUUCAUUCAAUACUUUAAAUUCAUUAAACUCUUUGAAUCCGCUAAGCACAUUAAAUCCAUUGAGUUCAUUGAAUGCAAUCAAUUCCUUUAACUCUCUUAAUUCUAUAAAUUCCUUAAAUCAAGCAGCCCCCAGCAGCCAAUUGAAUACUGAUGGCCAAAUAAAUUCACUUGCCUCUCUAAAUAAUUUUAGUCUAUACAACCCAAUGGACUCAAUUAAUACAAUGAAUUCAAUUACUUCCAUGACUCCAAUUGGUUCGAUAAAUUCCAUGAAUCAAAUAGGUACAAUGAAUUCUCUCAAUCAGUUCAGUCAUCUUAAUCAAACUAGCCCUCUUAAUUCCAUGAUUCAGAAUAGUCAAAUCAACAGUAAGAAUUUUUCAGCUGAUUUAUCUUCUAAUUUAUCUUCUAAUUUUUAUUUCAAGGAUAAAUAUCCAUCUAACAUCAAUAACUUUGAGUUUCUAAUUAAUGACCAUAAUCUAAUUUCGACUCCAACAGAUCCUACUAUUUCUAAAACUUUAUAUCCAAUUGAUAUUGAAAGUUUAAAUACUUUCAAUGAUCUAAGAAAUUUUAACAAUGCCGAUCUUGAAAAUUUAAACAUUAACACUGAUAGCCCGAUAAACUUGGAAAACAGUUUAGAUACCAAUUAUCUUUCUGGGUAUUUGGCAAACAAUUAUUUUAAUUUUGAUAACAUUCAUUCAGAUCAAACAACAAUGAGCUUGGGCUACCUCCCCACGCUAAACAAGCAAGAUGCUUCAUUAUAUUGGGAAUCCGAAAGCUUUUUGUUGUUGAAUAAAGAAAUUAACGACUUGAAAAAUAAAAUUGCUAAUGAUUUAGAUACAGUUGGAGAUUUCUCAAUGACAAAACCUUCUACAUUUUUUGAGGGACUAAAUGAUGAAUGUCCAACCAUGUUAAUUCCUACCAGUGCUUCUCAAGUGGUUUUAUGAAGUUCAAAUAAAUUC
Molecule: messenger RNA, 1332 nt
Organism: Ascoidea rubescens DSM 1968
Lineage: Eukaryota; Fungi; Ascomycota; Saccharomycetes; Ascoideales; Ascoideaceae
Exons: 1
Coding region: 109-1317 (402 amino acids)
Source: RefSeq, a predicted model, not a curated record